Phytophthora nicotianae INRA-310 is the source of this 1424-nucleotide messenger RNA. RefSeq lists its product as hypothetical. The record is from RefSeq and is a predicted model, not a curated record. The transcript has a single exon. Gene Ontology annotation, biological process: ribosomal large subunit biogenesis. Lineage: Eukaryota; Oomycota; Peronosporomycetes; Peronosporales; Peronosporaceae. Bases 60 to 1376 code for a protein of 438 amino acids. Gene Ontology annotation, molecular function: zinc ion binding; nucleic acid binding. Gene Ontology annotation, cellular component: preribosome, large subunit precursor.
AGAAGCUCCUCUGAUACUCAAGGCAAAUUCGUCCGCAUUGACCACCUAUUACUACGGCCAUGUUGACAUGUACAGCCUGCCGCUUGGAGUUCGCUUCGCCUGCGGAGCAGAAGGACCACUUCCGCAUGGACUGGCACCGCUACAACCUCAAGCGUAAAGUGGUUGAGCUGCCGCCUGUGUCCGAGGAGCAGUUCGAGCUUCGCAUGCGCAAGGUGCGCGAGGAGAAGGAAGCACAGGCUGCCAACGAUCCCAAGCAGAAGCAGCGUGCUCGCAAGGAGCAGAUAAAGAAAGCAGGCGUCAAGACCUUGCUGAAGUGUGUGCCGUGCAACAAGACCUUCACCACCACAAAUGCACACGAGAACCACUUGGCGUCUAAGAAGCAUUUGGCUAAUGCCAAGAAGAAUCCUGAGAUCGCCUCAGCAGUGGAGAAAGUUGAGAAGCAGAUGGAAGUUGUAUCGCUGGAAGAUGGCGCUGAUGAAGACGCACAGCCCAGCGAACCAAAGGAGAUGACAGAGGAGGAGCUGGCCAAGGAGAUCGAAGAGUACAAGAAGCAGGUGCCGCUCGAAAAGGAGGACUGCAUCUUCUGUUCGCAUCAUGCUGCGGACUUUGACUCGUGUUUGACGCACAUGCUGAAGGAACACGGUUUCUUCAUCCCGGACGUGGAGUUUUUGGUGGACCUGGAGGGUUUGAUUGGCUACUUAGCCGAGAAGGUUAAGGUUGGCUUCUACUGCUUGUACUGCAAUGGCAAGGGCAAGUCCUUCCGGUCUCACCAGGAUGUACAGAAGCACAUGACGUCGCUUUCUCAUUGCAAGUUGCGCUAUGAGGACGAGGAUCUGGACGAGUUGGUGGAGUUCUACGACUUCUCGACGCAAUUCAAGAAGAACAAGACUGUUGCUGAGGAGGAAGUCGAGUGGGAGACAGACAGUGAGGCUAGCAUUGACAGUGACGAGGAGGUCAUGGAGGAGGAAGAGCUUGAGCAGGACAGUGAUGAGGACGACGAAAACACUAUCGGUGUGUCCGAGACGGGAGAGCUAGUGCUGGCUAGCGGCCGCCGUCUCGGUCGCCGCGAAUUCCGCCGCUACUACAAGCAGAAAUUCCGUCCGGACGAGACGCGUGCGUCGGUGCUUGCUGCUCAUAAGGAGCACCUCCUGCUGGCAUACCAGACAGCGGGUGUCGACCCUCGCGGUGGCAGCACGGCGUUAUCGACAGCGUUCGUGGCCAACUUCCUCAAGAAGCGCAACAAUAUCGCUGGUGGCAUGUCCAUCGUCGAGGCCAAGCGUAAGAACUUUUGGCACGAGAAGAAUCGCUCUCGUCUGGACAACCGUAGCCACAAACUGCAGAAGAAUCCGAACCGUAGAGCCAUGGUGACGGUCUAAGUAGAAAGAAAUGCACAACAAUACAAGUCCAUUUACACAUGCCGAAAA